AUGGGGUCAACGAUUCACGGCCUCGACGAGGACAUCGCCAUCAUUGGCAUGGCCUGCCGCUUCCCCGGCGACGCCACGAGUCCCUCGAAAUUAUGGGAUCUGCUGAUGGACGGCAAGUCGGCCUGGUCCGAAGUCCCGGCAUCGAGAUGGAAUCAGGACGCACACUACCAUCCGUCGCAGGAGCGCGCGGGGAGCAAUACCGUAAAGGGCGGGCAUUUCCUACGCGACGGCGAGCAGAACGGCAAGCAGUUCGACGCCGCCUUCUUCAACAUCACCCGCAGAGAGACAGAAACAAUGGAUCUCCAGCAGCGGAUAGUCAUGGAAAAUGUUUACGAGGCAAUGGAGAGCGCCGGCCUCCGACUCGAAGACGUGAAAGGAAGCAAAACCAGCGUGUUCGCGGCCGUCUUCACUGACGACGUGCGUUCCAUCCUGCAAGAAGACCCAGACUUGUCUGUCAAGUAUAAGCCAAUCGGCACCAGCGCGGCCAUCCUCGCGGCACGGGUAAGCUGGUUCUACGAUCUGAGAGGCAGCAGCUUCACUCUGGACACGGCCUGCUCAGGCAGCAUCGUGGCGUUGCACACAGGAGCCCAGGACCUGCGCGCCGGGCUCAGCGAUAUGUCUAUAAUCACCGGAGUCAACAUAAUCGAGUCCCCCGAGUUUAUGUUCCGCGCCAGCGGCCUCGGCAUGGUGUCACCCGAUGGCAAAUGCUAUUCGCUCGACGCGCGCGCCAACGGCUACGGCCGCGGCGAGGGGGUGGGCACGCUGAUCCUCAAGCCCGUGUCGGCGGCCAUUCGCGAUGGCAACGUGAUCCGCGCCGUGCUGCGCGGCACGGGUGUCAACUCGGACGGCCGCGGCACCGGCGGCAUCACGCUGCCCAACAAAGCGGCCCAGGAGUGCCUCAUACGCGACGUUUACGCCCGCAACAACCUCGACCCAGACCACACCGGCUUCCUCGAGGGCCACUUCACAGGCACACCGGCCGGCGACCCGAUCGAGGCCAGCGCCAUCGCCGCCGUCUUCCGGCGUGCCGGACCCGGACCGAGGGCAGCCGAGAGGCCGUCGCUGUACGUGGGUGCUGUCAAGGCGAACAUUGGCCACGUCGAGGCGGCGUCCGGCAUGGCCCAGGUCAUCAAGACGGUCUUGGCGCUGGAAAACGGGACGAUACCGCCCAACACCAACUUUGAAAAGAUCAACCCCAGGAUACCCAUCGACAGAUGGGGCCUCAAGCUGCCCCUGGUUCCGACACCGUUCGAGGCAGGGCCCUCGGGGGUCCGGAGGGCGAGUAUCAACAGUUUUGGCUUUGGCGGCACCAACGCCCACGUGGUGCUGGACGAUGCGAAGAGCUAUCUAGACAAGUUGGGUCUGGGUGAGAGGCGCGACUUACAUGCAACAAAAUCGGGAACACUGGCGGCACUCGAAAGCCCCAGCAAGGAUAAGACCUCGUCGCAGCAGGCGGCGUCAGUAGCUAGCCACAAGGUCUUUUUCUUCUCCGCCAACGAUCAAGAAGGCAUCUCGCGGGUUGUCGCCGGCCUCGCGGAGCACUUGCAGAAGAAGCAGGCCGGAGACGGAGAGAACGGAACAUGCCAGAUGGACGACGCAUAUCUCUCCAGGCUCGCCAUGACCCUUUCGGAGCGGCGCUCACGCCUGGCCUGGCGCCUCGCCGUCACCGCCGACUCGGCCACGUCCCUCCUUGCCGCGCUUACCGAUCCUACCACCAUCACCACCAACGCUGUCCGUCCCGGCAAAGCCAGCACGCCUGCCGCGGCCUUCAUCUUCACCGGCCAAGGCGCACAGUGGUUUGCCAUGGGCCGCGAGCUUCUUGCCUUCGACGUCUUCAGGGCGAGCGUCGCCGAGGCCGACAGGUUCAUCACAGGCACGCUCGGCAGCGGAUUCAGCGUGCUGGAGGAGCUCACGCAGCGCAGCGCCGAGACAACCAAGGUCGACCAGCCCUUGUACUCGCAGACGCUCUGCACCGUGCUACAGGUCGCCUUGGUUGAUCUGCUGGGCAGUUGGAACCUGGCGCCCAAGCGCGUGGUUGGGCACUCGAGCGGCGAGAUUGGGGCCGCGUACGCCGCGGGUGCUCUGGAUCGCGAGUCGGCAUGGAAGGUCGCCUACUACCGUGGCGUCGUCAGCGCCAGGCCCGCGGCCGACAACACGCGGGGCGCGAUGAUGGCCGUCGGAUGCACCGCCGAAGAGGUGGCCCCGCUCAUCGCUCAGGUCAAUGAGAAACUCGGCGCCGACGGGGAGCUGGUCAUCGCCUGCUACAACUCGCCCCGCAGCCUCACGAUCUCCGGAGACGAAGCCAAGGUGGACGCCCUGGUGGAAGCCGCGAGCGGCAUGAAGCUAUUCGCGCGCAAGCUGCGCGUGGCCAAGGCGUACCACUCGCGCCACAUGGUUCCCGUGGCCGACGAGUACCGGUCGCUGAUGGGCACGCUCCGGGCUGCUCCUGCUCCUGCGGUUGGCCGGAUGCCGUCGUCGUCCGGCGUGCAGGUCGUGUCCUCAGUCACAGGAGGUCUGAUAGCGGCGAGCGACAUGACCAACGCCGACUACUGGGUGCAGAACCUCGUAUCUCCGGUGCGAUUCUCGCAGGCGCUCGUGGCCUUGUGCACUUCCAACGUCGCCAAAAAGCAGCUCAAGGUCGGCGGCGGCGCCGAGCUCCCUGUGUCACAUCUCGUCGAGAUCGGCCCUCACGGCGCGCUGCAGGCGGCUGCCCGUGACGCCGUCCUCAACGACCCGAACCACAAGGCCCUGCGAUAUGUGUCCAUCUUGACCCGCGGAAAGCACGCGUGCGCCACUACGCUGCACGCAGUUGGCACGCUGGCCGCGGCAGGCCUCCCGAUCGACCUGGCCAAGGUCAACAAUAACGGCGGCGGAAGCGAGGCCAUGCUGGUGGAUUUGCCCCCUUACCCUUUCCUUCACUCGAAAGAGACGCAUUCUUGGUUGGAAUCACGUACCAGCCGCGCGUGGCGGUUCCGCAAGCAUGCCCGGCACGAUAUCCUCGGGGCUCCCGUUCGGGAUUGGGACCCGGACGCCCCGAGGUGGCGCAACCACCUCCGCGUGUCGGAGGUCCCGUGGCUCCGGGAUCACAAGGUCACGGACAGCAUCAUCGUGGCCGGCGUGACGUACCUGGUGAUGGCGAUCGAAGCCGUGCGCCAACUGUACAGCGACAAGGGCGAGGUGCCGCUCGGCUUCAACCUGCGCGACGUGAGCAUCUCCCGGGCGCUGCAGGUCAGCGAGGACGAGCACACCGAGACCAUGUUCUCCAUGAAGCGCGUCUCCGAGUCGCGCCAGUCAGACAGCAGCUUAUGGUGGGAGUGGAAGGUCACGUCCUUCAGCGCCCACGAUGACACUUGGCUGGAGCACAGCCGCGGGCAGAUCGCCGCCGAGACCGUCGCCGAGACCGCCACGGGCGAGGUUGACGGCGGCCGUGAGGCAAGGGAACGCCAACGCCACUACGGCGAGCUGCUGUCUACCGUGACGCAGGCCUGCGCCGUGUCGCAGACGGAACUGCUCCCGAGCCGGUACGCCGAGCUCGAGCGCAUCGGUCUCGGGUUCGGGCCCCUGUUCCGCAACGUUGCCAGCAUGCACUCGAACUCCAACAACGACAACAAGACGAGCGGCCAGUCGCUUGCCACCGUUCGCAUCCCGGACAUUGCCACGGCAAUGCCGAGCCAUGCGCUCGCCGCUUCGGUGAUCCACCCGCCCGUUUUCGACAGCAUCCUGCAUUCCUUCAUCUUCGCCCUCCAAGCCUCCGCGGAACGGCUGACGGAGCCCAUGGUGCCGAUCGCGAUGCGCAGCGUGUGGGUCAGCGCCGACAUCGAGUCCCGGACCGGCGCUGAGCUCAUUGUACACGCCGCGGCCAGCCGCGUCGGCCACAAGAAGGCCGAGGCCGACAUCACGGCUUGGAGCACCGACCUCGACGCCGAGAGGCCGGUCAGGGUUGUGAUGCGCGGCAUCGAGGCCGUGCCUUUGCAGCACAGCACGACAGCGGGAGACGCGGCCAGCAACAGGCGUGAAAUCUGCUUCAACCUCGACUGGAAGCCGGACAUUGACAUUCUGGAGGCCAACGGCGAGGCCGAGGCUUGCAUACGCAAAAUUUUGCAGCCUUUGGAGACGUCGGCGCUCGAGGAGAGCGCCGUCAAACAGCUCGGAGACGUACAGCUGGCCUGCGCCAUCUGCAUCACCGAGGCCGUCAGGGACCUUGAGGCGCGGCCGCUCGCGGACGAAAAGGCGCUGCCUGAACACUUGAAGAAAUAUCUAGGCUGGCUGCGCCUGAUCGCUGAUGAUUACAAGAACAACAAGGUACUCCGCCAGGUGGCCUCGUGGCCGGCUAUUGUGGAAGACGCCGCGGCACGCAACAAGUUCCUUGCCGAGUAUGAGGCAUCAGGCCAUCCCGAGGCGUCCAUGAUUUGUCGAAUGGGGCGCAACAUUGCACCCAUUCUCCGCGGCGAGGUGGACGGACUGCACCUUUUGUUCGGCAUGGAUGAUCUGCUCGAGCGCGUUUACCGGGUCGCGAUAGGAACUCAGAAGAUCCACGCUCUGAUGGGAGAGUAUGCCAGGACGCUGAGCCACAAGCGCGGCGCAGAUCUCAAGGUACUAGAAAUCGGUGCCGGCACCGGCGGGACGACGACCAGCAUCCUCGAGGCCAUCUGCCCGACGGGCACCCGCAUCAUCGGAGACUCCCGGUUGCUCAAAUACACGUAUACAGAUAUCAGCCCGAGCUUCUUCGAGAGUGCCGCAACCAAGUUCAGCAAGUGGAAGGCUGGCGGCGUCAUCGAGUUCAAGACGCUGGACAUUGACAGAGACGUCGAGGAGCAGGGUUUCGAUCUGGCCUCUUACGACCUGAUCAUCGCGGCCAACUGUCUCCAUGCGACCUCGGACAUCACAAAGACCAUGACCCGCGUCAACAGCCUUUUGAAACCGAAGGGCAAACUCUUCCUCCAGGAAACGACUGAGCUGCAGUGUCUCGAGUCUCCUCUGGUGUUCGGCAUGCUUGCAGGCUGGUGGGCUGCCACGGAGGACUUCCGCCCCUGGGGUCCGCUGUUGGACGGAAAGGGGUGGGAGCGGGUGCUGCGCGAUGCUGGCUUUUCCGAGACCGUCUUAGAGCUCAAGGACUCAGAGAAGGAUGAGCUCCACGUGCAGAGCAUGGUUGUGGCAACGCGUCCGCCGGACGAUGAGGCCACCAGCAAGCAACAGCUCGACGAGGACGAUGUUCUCCGCCGGGUGUUUGUGAUUGCGCACGCGGCGCCCGAGGAUGUGUCCCUGGCUACGUCUGUUGCCUCGGCCGUGUCACAGGUGACCAAGCUCGACGUGAGCGUUGUUCGUUUCGCCGACCUGGCCCAGCACGAGCUGGCCAACACAUGCUGUAUCGUGACGAUGGAGGCCACCGCGCCCUUCCUCUCGUCGUCUUUCAGCGAGGCCGAAUUUGCGCUGCUGCGCGACUUACUGACCAAGGCUGGGGGCCUACUAUGGCUCACUCUCAACCCACACGAGAACCCGCACAUGGCCAUGAUACCAGGCCUUCUCCGUACGGUGCGCUGGGAGAGAGACCUGGACGGCUCGGACCUGUUGCUUAUGCACCUGCCCUCUUCCGAGGCCUCGCUCGUUGCCUCCAAUGUAGUCAAGGUCUUCAAACAUCAUUUCGGCGGACCUUUCAUGUCACCGGAUCGCCAUGCCGACUACCUUGUCAGCCCAGAUGGUGGCUUCGUUCAGACGGCCCGCAUCAUCGCCGCUCCUCCCGUCAACGACUUCAUCGCACAGAGGACGACUGUGCUCCAGCCGAGGCUGGAGGCGUUUGGUGCCGAUCCGAGUCGAAGCCUGAAGCUCCACACGUCUGGGCCGGGAAACCUGGACAAGCUGCAUUUCAUCGACUGGCCGGGCGCGGAGAAGCCUCUCGGUGGCAGCGAGGUCCAGGUAGAUAUCAAGGCAGCGGGCGUGAAUUUCCGCGACGUCAUGGUGGCCAUGGGCGAGCUGGCCAACAACAUUCUCGGCUACGAGGGUGCCGGCGUCGUCACGCAUGUCGGCGCCGAAGUGACGGAUAUCAAGGUCGGCGACCGUGUCAUGGUCGUCUGGAACGGCGAUAACAACUGCCUCCAGACGCGUACGAGGGCGCCCCGGGACCUUGUGGCCAAAAUCCCCGACAGCAUGUCGUUCGAAGAGGCCGCCAGCAUCCCCGUCGUCUUUGUGACGGCCUACUUUUGUCUUUACGAGGUGGCGCGUCUCAAAGCGGGCGAGACCAUUCUCGUUCACGCCGCAGCGGGCGGCACUGGCCAGGCUGUGAUCCAGCUGGCCAAGCAUUUGGGCGCCGAGGUCUAUGCGACCGUAUCGUCGCGCGAGAAGAUGCAGCUGCUGAUGGAUGAGUACGGGCUCGCCGAGGACCACAUCUUCAGCAGCCGUGACUUGUCCUUUGCGAGCGGCAUUAUGCGAAUGACGGAUGGCAAGGGUGUUGACGUGAUUGUCAACUCCCUCUCGGGCGAGGCGCUGCGUGCCUCCUUUGGCUGUAUCGCCAUGUUCGGGCGGUUCAUCGAGAUUGGUAAACGGGACAUCAUGGCCAACAGCAAGAUCGAUAUGCUCCCCUUCAGCCAAUGUGCCACCUUCACGGCGGUCGACCUCUCCCAGAUAGCCACCUUGGCGCGGCCGCUGACCUCGCGCAUAAUGCGCUCCGUCGUCGACCUGCACGCCGCCGGCAAGCUCCAUGCCUGCAGACCGCUCAACGUGUACAGCUUUGGCAGGAUCGAAGAGGCGUUCCGUAUCCUGCAGCAGGGCAAGCAUAUGGGCAAGGUCAUCCUCGCCGCGCAUCCCGAGGACCUCGUCAAGGUCGUCCCUAAGCCGCCUGCGCCGACGCGCCUGAGGCCCGACGCAACCUACCUGCUGCCCGGCGGCGCGGGCGGGCUUGGGCGAUCCAUCGCCAAGUGGAUGGCCGCGCCGGCGCAGGGGGCCAAGAACCUGGUGUUCCUCUCGCGCGGCGGCGCCGAGGCCGCGACGACGCGCCAGCUGCUCGCCGAGCUGGCUGACAUGGGCGUGCGUGCGACGGCGCUCAAGUGCAACGUGGCCGAUGAAUCACAGCUGGUUGCGGCGCUGGCGGAGCUGACACGGCUGGGCUUCCCCCGCGUCGCCGGCGUGAUCCAGGGGGCGAUGCAGCUCCGCGACUCGGCGUUCGAGUUCAUGUCGCACGCGCAGUGGGAAGAGUGCCUGGGCCCCAAGGUGCAAGGCACGUGGAACCUUCACAAGCAUCUGCCCGCGGACAUGGACUUCUUUGUCAUGCUGGGCAGCGUGGCAGGGCUUGUUGGCAACCGCGGCCAGUCCAACUAUGCGGCGGGCAACACGUUCCAGGAUGCGCUUGCGAUAUACCGGCGCUCCAAGGGGUUGGCGGCGACUUGCAUCGAUCUGUGCAACGUCAUGAGCGUAGGCUUCGUCGCCGAGAACCAGGAGACGCUGAACAAGAACCCGCUCUUCUUCUUUGCGCACGACGGGAUUCGCGAGGACGAAUUCCUCAGUCUGGUUGAGUUCCACCUCGACGCAGACCGGGCGGGGCGCAAGGCCGAGCCCCAGAUCGGCGUGGGCCUAGCACCGCUGUCCGUGUUCAAGGAGCGCGGGCUGCCAGAGCCGACGUUCAUCAAGUCGCCACUGUUCCGACAGCUGCGGUCGGCGAGCGGCGAGUCGGGGGCCACAGCGGACGGCGCAUCGGAUCAGGACGGGGCAGUGUCGGUGACGCUUGCUCUCAAGUCUGCCCAAGGCCCGGAGGAGGCAGCGGAAAUCAUCUGCGACGCGCUGGUCAAGAGGAUCAGCCGCACGAUGCGGAUCCCAGAGCCUGAUAUCGAUGUUGGCAAGCCGGUUCACGUCUACGGCGUGGACUCGCUGGUGGCCAUGGAGAUUCGUAACUACCUAGCCAGCGAGUGCGGGUCUUCGGUUUCCGUCUUGGAGAUCAUGGGCAACAAGAGCAUGGAGGUUUUGAGUGGCGAAAUAGCCAAAGGAAGCAAAAGUUAG
Colletotrichum siamense is the source of this 7986-nucleotide messenger RNA. RefSeq names its product Highly reducing polyketide synthase azaB (gene azaB-0). Lineage: Eukaryota; Fungi; Ascomycota; Sordariomycetes; Glomerellales; Glomerellaceae. Gene Ontology annotation, molecular function: zinc ion binding; phosphopantetheine binding; oxidoreductase activity. The coding region runs from base 1 to 7986 and encodes 2661 amino acids. The record is from RefSeq and is a predicted model, not a curated record. Gene Ontology annotation, biological process: secondary metabolite biosynthetic process; fatty acid biosynthetic process. The transcript is spliced from 4 exons.